AUAAUAAGAAAGGGUGGUUGCGAACGCGAGACCCGAACCAGACAACAUUCUUGCCAGAAAUCAACAUAAGCUUGCGCCAUUUCAAUAUUAUUCCCAUAACUGCUCGCAUAUUCACCAAGUGUUCUUACUAAACUUCCAAUAUUAUUUUUUAUAGUCUUCUUUAAUUAUAAUUAACAAUAACAAUAACAAUUUAUUUAUUUUUGCCGUGAAGAAAAGUUAACAGAAUGGUUUUAACAUUUAAAAUCUUUGACACCAUAAAUGUCGUGGUAAUAUUUAUUAUCACCACAUAUUUGCAACUUUUGUGUCACUCGGAGCUCAAUCACUCGUUAAAUUUGCAAGUGCAAAAUACAUCUGCUGAUAAUUCAACGGCGAUUCAUAGCUUCGUCAAACCUGGGGACCUGAAAAAAAUCUACAGACAUCAAAGGCAGAAUGUUAAAGUCAGGAAAAGAAUUACUGCCGGUAAUUAUAGAAAUUGGAGUAAAUGGUCGCCUUGUACUAAAUCAUGUACAACCCAGCGUCAGAGAUGGUGUAGAGAGCCAGGCACUUGUGAACGUGAUGUUAUAAGAGAAAUCGCUUACUGUUAUGUAAAAGGAAGUUUUUGUCAAAAGUGGAUUUACCGAAAAGUCCGGAAAGGAUUUAAGAAGUAUCCAGACGCUGGAACAGUGACUAAUGAUCUAUUAGAUGAGUUGCAAUCAAACGCUAACAAAAUAAAUAAUUACAAUUACAAUUAUAAUAACUACGAUGAUAAUAAUUGGAAAUGCGGGGUUACUGAACAAGAGAAGCAAAGCAAGUUAUCAUAUUUAUUGAGGAUAAUUGGUGGACAUCCGGCAGUAGCUGGGAAUUGGCCUUGGCAAGUCGCAAUCCUUAAUCGAUAUCGGGAGGCCUUCUGCGGUGGGACAUUGGUGUCUCCAAAGUGGGUGCUUACCGCAGCGCACUGCAUCCGCAAGCACAUCUACGUGCGGCUUGGAGAGCACGAUUUAACGGUGAAAGAAGGAACGGAGCUGGAGUUUAUAAUAGACUCGUCUUUAUCUGUGAAAAUCCAUCCCGACUACGACACAGAUACGGUUGACAAUGAUGUAGCGCUUAUAAGUUUGCCUUACUCAUUAAAUCCAUCAUCUUCGCGCGGGAUCGCUUGCCUGCCGUCGCCUAAUCAGCCGCUUCCUGUUAAUCAGCUCUGCACAAUUAUCGGCUGGGGAAAAUCUAAGACAACAGACAACUUCGGGACCGAGGUUCUCCACGAAGCGCGUAUACCCAUUGUCUCGUCGGAGGCGUGCAGAAACAUGUAUGAAGACUACAAAAUUACCAAUAAUAUGUUUUGCGCGGGGUACCACCGCGGCAGAAUGGACUCUUGCGCCGGCGACAGCGGGGGACCGCUUUUGUGCCGAGAUCCCAGUAGGCCUAAUCAUCCUUGGACCAUUUUCGGCAUCACGAGUUUCGGUGAAGGCUGCGGCAAACGCGGUAAAUUUGGUAUUUAUGCCAAAUUGACAAACUACAUCAACUGGAUUGCUACUGUCAUGAAGGAUUCUUCUUAACAUAGUCAAUAACAGAAUCCAGUCUUUCUUAAUCAAUAGCUCCAUCGUCCAUGGUAUUUAUUAUUCAUUUUAUUUUAUUUUAUUUUAUUCAAAAUUCACAGUGACAGCGUCGUUAAGUGUGACAUAUGUAUUAGGUCAAAAUUGUGACAUACAAAAAGAAUUUAAAGAAAAUAAAAAAAAAAUUAAUAAUUAAUGACCUAGAUGCUUACAAUUAGCUGAACGGAAUAAAAAUAUCUGCGACUUAAUUCUAUAUAUUAUUUAAAAACCAAGAUUAAACUUAUGAUAAAUGAAUUUUAAAUUUGAAGGAUAAAAAAUUAAUCAAAACGAAACGACGCACGGUAUAUUGAAAU
This is a messenger RNA of Cotesia glomerata, 1882 nucleotides long. Its product is annotated as trypsin-3-like. Gene Ontology annotation, molecular function: serine-type endopeptidase activity. The coding region runs from base 225 to 1532 and encodes 435 amino acids. Gene Ontology annotation, biological process: proteolysis. The record is from RefSeq and is a predicted model, not a curated record. Lineage: Eukaryota; Metazoa; Arthropoda; Insecta; Hymenoptera; Braconidae. The transcript is spliced from 6 exons.